AAGAUUAUGUCAAUUGACAAUUUAAAAUAUCGUGAUCAAAAGUGUUUUAUAAAAUCAAGAGUAAAAGCAAAAUAUGUAAGAUUCCGUACUACAGAAUUCAUUAUUCAGUUUAAAAGAAUUGCUUCUAUAAUUUUUGUUGUUUGUCUAGCAUCAACAUGCUUUAUUGUUUUGUGAUUUUCUCAUCUUCCUAGGAACAAAAACUGAUAAAGAGAAAAUGCGAUAAGAAUGUUCCAUUACAUGGUUAUUCUUUUUAAUCAUUAAUUAUGCUUUAUUUUUGCAUCACCUGGUUAACACGUGCAAUUUGAUUGCAUUUAUCUUCGGAGACUGAAUACGUAUUUACACCAAAUAUUAUGAUAUUGCUAAGUGCCUUAUUUUUAAGUAUGGAAAGCAAUAAUCGAAGCUUAUAAAUAAAAAGUUACAGCUUCCAAUAAUUGAAAUAUCAAAAAAAAACUGGCAGACGUCGAAGAGUUAUAUGCAAUUUGUUUUUUAAUAAGUCACGAGUACGGCGAAAUAAUGGAAGGCGGGUUUCAAUAAACUGAUUUCCGAUGUGAACAAGAGGGCAAUCUCAUGCAACUCUCAAAUAUCGCUGAUGUUAAAGUGAGCUUAUCUACUGUUCAAAGUGUGCUAAGGAAUGCUCCAUAUUUGAAACUAUUAAAACUAAAGAAAUAAACACCAUAUAAGGUGCGAACGGUACGACUUUGCCAUCUUCUAUAUGGUACGUGUGAGCUACAAUUUUUCAAAAGUAAUAAGAAUUCCAGUACUAGGAAACUACUUUUCUCCAUUUUAAACUUGAUCGAGUGCCCGUGUGUUUAAGCUUUGGAUUGAAGAAUAAAGCGAUAUUUAAUGUAGUUUCCAUCUUACUUUACGGACAUAAAUGUAUUAGAAAUAUUUGGCGAUGGUUGAAUUAGUUGAUCGUAUGGUUGAUCAUCAAUUUUCAUAAAUUAGUCAUUCGGAUCUUUGAGAUAAUUCUCAACAAAUUGGGAUCGACUCAUUAUUAACAUAAAAUAUAAAUAAUAAAUAAACAUAUGUAAGUUUGAAAAUAUGUUAUUGGCUAAGAAUGCGAAAAAAUAUAAAAAAAGUUUAUAUGUGCUAACCUGAUGACCUAAUUUAAAAUGUUAAUUUAUUUUACUGAUAUUAAAUAAAAUAAAAUUAUUAAAACAUAUGGAAAGGGUAAACACUAAUUGUUUUAUUUGGUAUUGAAUACACUUGUACCAACAAGGAAAAAACAGCCUGGGAUGAGAGACCCCCUUUUGAUGACGACCAUGGCAAACGAAAUAAGGACUAUGAUUUGAGGGCAUGCACCUGGAAUGCCCGGUCCCUUAAUUGGGAAGGUGCCGCUGCCCAGCUGGUAGAUGUCCUCGUAAAGAUAAAGGCUGACAUCACCGCCGCCCAAGAAAUGCGAUGGACGGGACAAGGGCAGAGAUGAGUAGGUCCUUAUGACAUUUACUACAGUGGCCAUAUUAAGGAGCGCAAGUUUGCUGUUGGAUUUGUGGUGGGAGAGAGACUCCGUCGCCGAGUACUAUUCACUCCGGAGAAUGAACGUCUAGCCACAAUCCGCAUCAAAGCGAGGUUCUUCAACAUAUCGCUGAUUUGCGCCCACGCCCCGACGGAAGAGAAGGACGAUGUGACCAAAGAUGCUUGGAGCGCACUUAUGAGAGAUGCCCCCGCCACGAUGUCAAAAUCGUGCUUGGCGACUUCAACGCCAGGGUGGGCAAAGAAGGUAUCUUUGGCACUACGGUCGGUAAAUUCAGCCUCCACGAGGAAACAUCCCCAAAUGGGUUGAGGCUGACCGACUUCGCCGGGGCCCGAAAUAUGGUUAUCUUUAGUACUAGAUUCCAGCAUAAGAAGAUACAUCAAGCUACCUGGCUGUCUCCGGAUCGAAAAACCACCAACCAGAUCGAUCAUGUUGUGAUAGACGGAAGACACGUCUCCAGUGUUUUAGAUGUGCGUGCGCUCCGAGGUCCUAACAUCGACUCGGACCACUAUCUUGUUGCCGCCAAGAUUCGCACCCUCCUCUGUGCAGCAAAAAACGCACGCCAACAAACACAACGAAGGUUCGACGUCCAGAAGCUGCAAUCACAACAGACAGCCGAACGAUUUUCUACUCGGCUUGCACUCCUGCUCUCUGAGAGCACUCGUCAACAACUCGGUAUAAGGGAACUGUGGAACGGCAUUUCAAACUCCUUACGUACAGCUGCAACCGAAACCAUUGGUUUUCGGAAAGUGCAAAGGAACAGCUGGUACGACGAGGAGUGCCGUGUCGCAGCGGAGAGAAAACAGGCUGCCUACCUCGCAACGUUACGAUCGACCACAACACGUGCGGGAUGGGAUAGAUACCGACAGUUGAAGAGGGAAGCGAGACGCAUUUGCAGACAGAAGAAGAAAGAGGCCGAAAUGCGUGAGUACGAACAGCUUGAUAAGCUGGCCGACAGGGGUAAUGCUCGAAAAUUCUAUGAAAAAAUGCGGCGACUUACAGAAGGUUUCAAGACCGGAGCAUACUCCUGUAGAACCCCCAAAGGUGAUCUAGCCACCGAUGCCCAGAGCAUACUUAGAUUAUGGAGGGAACACUUCCCCAGCCUGCUGAAUGGCAGUGAACACAUAGCACCAGGAGAAGGCGAACCCGAUUCCCCAAUCGAUGACGAUGGAGCAGACGUUCCAUUGCCCGACCAUGACGAAGUUCGAAUAGCAGUUGCCCGCCUGAAGAACAACAAAGCGGCAGGGGCCGACGGAUUGCCGGCCGAGCUAUUCAAACACGGCGGCGAAAAACUGAUAAGGAGCAUGCAUCAGCUUCUUUGCAAAAUAUGGUCGGAUGAGAGCAUGCCCAACAAUUGGAAUUUAAGUAUGCUAUGCCCAAUCCAUAAAAAAGGAGACCCCACAAUCUGCGCCAACUACCGUGGGAUUAGCCUCCUCAACAUCGCGUACAAGGUUCUAUCGAGCGUAUUGUGUGAAAGAUUAAAGCCCACCGUCAACAAACUGAUUGGACCUUAUCAGUGUGGCUUCAGACCUGGUAAAUCAACAACCAACCAGAUAUUCACCAUUCGCCAAAUCUUGGAAAAGACCCGUGAAAGGAGAAUCGACACUCACCACCUAUUCGUCGAUUUCAAAGCUGCUUUCGACAGCACGAAAAGGAGCUGCCUUUAUGCCGCGAUGUCUGAAUUUGGUAUCCCCGCAAAACUAAUACGGCUGUGUAAACUGACGUUGAGCAACACGAAAAGCUCCAUCAGGAUCAGGAAGGACCUCUCCGAGCCGUUCGAUACCAAACGAGGUUUCAGACAAGGCGACUCCCUAUCGUGCGAUUUUUUCAAUCUGCUGCUGGAGAAAAUUAUUAGAGCUGCAGAACUGAAUCGAGCAGGUACAAUCUUUUAUAAGAGUGUACAGCUGCUGGCGUUUGCCGAUGAUAUUGAUAUCAUCGGUCUCAACACCCGCGCCGUUAGUUCUGCUUUCUCCAGACUGAACAAGGAAGCAACGCAAAUGGGUCUGGCAGUGAACGAGGGCAAGACGAAAUAUCUCCUGUCAUCAAACAAACAGUCGUCGCACUCGCGACUUGGCACUCACGUCACUGUUGACAGUCAUAACUUUGAAGUUGUAGAUAAUUUCGUCUAUUUAGGAACCAGCAUUAACACCACCAACAAUGUCAGCCUAGAAAUCCAACGCAGGAUUACUCUUGCCAACAGGUGCUACUUCGGACUGAGUAGGCAAUUGAAAAGUAACGUCCUCUCUCGACGAACAAAAACCAAACUCUAUAAGUCGCUCAUAAUUCCCGUCCUGCUAUAUGGUACAAAGGCUUGGACGAUGACAACAACCGAUGAGUCGACGUUGCGAGUUUUCGAGAGAAAAGUUCUGCGGAAGAUUUAUGGUCCUUUGCGCGUUGGCCACGGCGAAUACCGCAUCCGAUGGAACGAUGAGCUGUACGAGAUAUACGACGACAUCGACAUAGUUCAGCGAAUUAAAAGACAGAGGCUACGCUGGCUAGGUCAUGUUGUCCGGAUGGAUGAAAACACUCCAGCUCUGAAAAUAUUCGACGCAGUACCCGCCGCGGGAAGCAGAGGAAGAGGAAGACCUCCACUCCGGUGGAAGGACCAAGUGGAGAAGGACCUGGCCUCGCUUGGAAUAUCCAAUUGGCGCGCUGUUGUUGACUCGGCUAUAAUCGCGAAAGCGGUGUCUACGCCAGUAAAGAAGAAGAAACACAAAAACCCAAUUUAUUCUUAAAAAGGUCGUGAAUGGAUAUCGUCCCUAGAAAAUUAGAAUUAGAAAAAAUUACAAAUCUAGUAGGGACGAUAGCUUGGCGUUUUGUGAACAUUAAAAAAAAAUGAAGCAAAUCGGUUAAGUAGUUCGACCGGAAUCAUGUCACGCCAGUUUAAAAAAGUGUGUUUUGAGAAAAACGCGUUUAAAGUUUGAGCUCCGAAAGUCGAGCGGUAUUAUUAUUUUUAGGUCCUUUUUGAAACCUUCCAAUGGUACAUUGGGUUUUUACAUUAAUUCUAAGGUAAAAGGGAACAGAAAAUGUAAAAAAAAAAAAUUUGAAGAAAUAUAUGGAGUCAUAUACAUAAACGAGCAUCAUUCCGUUCUGUCUUCGUCAAGCUUAAAAAAAAGAAAUCUGUCAAAAUCGCGAAUCCAGUUCGAUUCGAGUCAAAUAUCGAAUAGUUCGAACUAUUCGAAUAAUGCGAAUAAUUCGACCAAUUCGAAAUAUUCGAAGAAGUAAAAUCUUAAAUAGAUUAUUCUAUUCCAUUAAUAGAGCAAAAUUAAAGAAAAUAAAACUAUUAUUCAAAAUUGAUUUAGACAUUUAUUAACAUAGUUGAUUUAGCUCUGCUUUAGUUUAGUACUUUUAUUUUCUUCUGCAACUAUACCCUUUUUUCCUAUUUUAACACAUUUCUGAUAAAAAUAGGAUGUUUCGAAUGUAAAUGCUUUAACAUAGGUGACGUAGUAGCUAGAAAAACAUAAUGAUUAAUUAAUAUAGAUAUAUAUGUAUAUAUAAGUCAGAAAAAACCAUCAUACAUGUUGAAAAUUUUAAUACUUCCGAGCAAGUAUUACAUAUUGCUUUUCGGUAUCCUUCAGUACAGAGCUUAAAAAAAUUCCAAGCAGGACUCCGAUGUGUUGAAGACGUUGAAGACACAACCUCAUUAUCAUCUCCCAUACCAACUUCAGGUUCUACUUCCAUAAUCACACUUUCCUCUUCAGAAUUAUGGGAAGACAUUUAUUCAAUUUAAAAAAAAUAACCAAUGUUUGAUUUUUGAAGUAAAACUUCUUUAGGCGCGCUUGGCUUGGGGAGUAAGCUGACGAACGCGUAACGAAAAGUGUGAUCAGGCGAGGCGAACGCAGGGCUCACCGCGUUGCCAAAUUUACGACAUUUCAUUUAACAUAUGUACAUAUUAAAAGACCAAGCGGUCGCGUAUAUUCACGUACAUACAUAUGUAAUUAUGUGUGCAUGUAAACAAAUUUGCAAGAACCAGAGAACUUAAAAGUAUAGACAGAGAACAUAAAAUUUGUUAACAUUGUAUGUAAGGUCGGAAUUCGCCUCGCAAUUGUACGGGGCAUCUCGACACGAUAGAAUUUAUAGGAUACUAGCUGCAUUGCCGUGCACAUAGCCUGUGGAGACUCCACAUUGCUCAUAGCUUACUAGACAUAGAAUACUAUCUAGUUUGCCAUGUAUAGUAAGCUAGAAGCUGUCACUUCAGCAGUUUGACAGCGCAGCUUUCAUUUCUAUGAAAAUUUUGAAGAGGCAACAUAUCCCAUUUGCACAUAUGCCGAUGGCAUUUUCAAUUUGGCAAUAUGAAAUUUAGAAGAAGGAGUAUUAAGACGGUUGUGUUAUAUUAUAAAAAUUAAGUAC
Molecule: messenger RNA, 5824 nt
Organism: Bactrocera dorsalis (oriental fruit fly)
Lineage: Eukaryota; Metazoa; Arthropoda; Insecta; Diptera; Tephritidae
Gene: Amacr
Product: alpha-methylacyl-CoA racemase
Exons: 3
Coding region: 1813-4209 (798 amino acids)
Biological process (GO): bile acid metabolic process
Cellular component (GO): mitochondrion
Molecular function (GO): alpha-methylacyl-CoA racemase activity
Source: RefSeq, a predicted model, not a curated record